Messenger RNA from Pseudozyma flocculosa PF-1, 597 nucleotides. RefSeq lists its product as uncharacterized. The record is from RefSeq and is a predicted model, not a curated record. Lineage: Eukaryota; Fungi; Basidiomycota; Ustilaginomycetes; Ustilaginales; Ustilaginaceae. The transcript has 2 exons. The coding region runs from base 1 to 597 and encodes 198 amino acids.
AUGAAGUCGUCCCUCCUCGUCCUCGUCCUGUCGGCUCUUCUGCUCCUCGCUUCGACGCAAUGCGUCGAGGCACAAACGCUCUUCACCCAACCCUACAUCGUCCCAGGUACAUCUGAGGACCCAGACGUCACCGCAACCGCUGCGAGCGGAGGAGGAGGCGCAGGGGUGGGGUCUGCCCAGCUGUGCUCCCUCUCUUCCAUCAUCGCUUCCCAGACCGGCGGUCCACCCCGUCCCAUCGGUCCCAUCACUUGCAACCCGCCCUCUCCGACCGGCUCCGGCUCUAGCACUACCAGUACGGCCGCCGCCACUUCAUCGACGGGCAGCAGCAGCGGCGGCGGGGCCGGCGGAUCCACCAUGCCCACCUCUUCCGCCAUGGCCUCGACUGCAGCCAUGACGACGACCAUGCCGUCCUCACCGAGCAUGACGGCCUCCGUCAUGCCCUCUGCACCAGCCACGGGACAGAGCAAUGCCGCCUCGGUAAAGACGAAGCCCUCCCGCUCCUUUGGCGCGACGGGGCUCGUCCUGCUCUUCACCACCUUCGCACUCCUCGUCGGCCUCACCUGGUUCCUCGACGAGCUCCUCGUCCUCCUCGUCUGA